Messenger RNA from Rubroshorea leprosula, 2207 nucleotides. The record is from the annotation of a GenBank genome assembly. Lineage: Eukaryota; Viridiplantae; Streptophyta; Magnoliopsida; Malvales; Dipterocarpaceae.
GGGAUAAAAAAUAAUUAAAAAUAAAAUUAAUAAAUUAUCCAGUUGUUCAGAGAAAAUGUAAUGCAAGCACUGAGUCGAGACCAUUACCGGAUAGCAAUGAAGCUAUCAACAGCACUGCCGCGACCUCCGUCAAUGGAGGUGGCGAUUCACAUUUCUCCGACCAGUGUAGGAGAAAGAUUCUUCACCGUCAGAGAUAACAGGAGCGCUCUGCUUUCUCAUCUUACAGGAUACUCGUAUAGAGAAGCUCGACUGCGAUUCCAAGCGAAAAGCGUUCAGGGCGGGAAAUCGAACCGGAACAAGUUUUCCUCGUCUACGAUUAGACAACGAGAAUUCGGUGGAAACAUUCUCGAUGAAGAAGAUGACGGAGAAGGGACAAACUUUAGCGACGACGAAUCGUCGUUUCUGUCUUUGAGUGAAAAACCAGAUAGAAAUAUGGCUUUGCUUGACGAAUAUGAGAUGGAUGAGCUUGACUGUUCUUCUACCUCUAAUCACCGCAGCGGUUAUGUGGCUGUACUUGGGAAGCCAAAUGUUGGAAAGAGUACGCUUGCAAACCAGAUGAUCGGUCAAAAGUUAUCUAUAGUUACAGAUAAACCUCAGACUACAAGGCAUCAAAUUCUUGGUAUAUGUUCUGGCCCGGAGUAUCAGAUAAUUCUUUACGAUACUCCUGGUGUCAUGGGGAAGAAAAUGCACAAGUUGGACUCUAUGAUGAUGAAGAAUGUUAGAAGUGCUGCCAUAAAUGCAGAUUGUGUACUAGUUGUUGUUGAUGCAUGUAAAGUGCCUGAAAAAAUUGAUGAAGUGUUGGAAGAAGGUGUGGCAGAACUCAACCAUAAGCUGCCCACUUUGCUCGUCCUGAAUAAGAAAGAUCUAAUUAAACCUGGUGAAAUUGUGAAGAAGCUUGAGUGGUAUGAGAAAUUUACAGAUGUUGAUGAGGUCAUACCAGUGAGUGCAAAAUAUGGUCAUGGGGUAGAUGAUGUCAGAGAAUGGAUAUUAUCAAAACUUCCAGUUGGGCCAGCUUAUUAUCCAAAGGACAUAGUCAGUGAGCACCCGGAAAGGUUCUUUGUAGCGGAAAUUAUCAGAGAAAAGAUAUUUAUGCAGUAUCACAAUGAGGUUCCUUAUGCAUGUCAGGUGAAUGUGGUAAGCUACAAAGCUAGGCCAAAUGCAAAAGAUUUUAUACAAGUGGAGAUUCUUGUUGAGAAAAACUCCCAGAAGAUCAUUCUUAUUGGAAAAGAAGGGAGAGCUCUAAAACUACUUUCAACUGCUGCUCGGCUUGAUAUUGAAGAUUUCUUACAGAAGAAAGUCUACCUUGAGGUGCUAACUUAAACUACAUUUAGUCAAUUAACUAGCCAUUUUACAAUUACCUGAUGCUUCACUAGUGCCUCCAGUUGGUUAAUGCUGCAGGUGGAUUCUCACUGCCAUUGUUUUUAAAGAUCUUUAUCAUAUUUUAGCAAAAUUACAACUCCUCUUGGUUUGUUAAUUCAUAGUGCAAGAUAUUCGACUGAAGUCAACCUACUCCGUAAACAGGUUGAAGUGAAAGUCAAGGAGAAUUGGAGGCAAGAUGAAGGCCUUUUAAAGCACUAUGGAUAUGGGGGACAGAUUCAAGUUCUAUAACUAUAACCCCAUAGUUCCUUUGAUUUUCCCAGUCUACACCCACCCCAAUUGAGUAUUUCUUGUAAUUGUAAGGAGUUACAUGUUGUAUGAUAAAUCUUUGAAUUGAUUUUUGACUGAGGUGGCUUAAGAAGAGCUCUUCAUCAGCUUCACUGACCGAUAUAAUGCGGUGUGGUCGCAAUUAAAUCGAGAAGAACUCUCAAAAACUCCCAGGCAUCGUAGUUCGUACAGACAAAAAGGUUAGCCUGUUUGGGCCCAAAAGGUGGUUUGUUACUUGUUAUAAAUGGUCCAACUACUGGAUAUGCCUUUAAUAUGUGGAGCUUAAUGAAUCACCGACUCUUCAAAUCCAUGAAAGGUAUGUUGUGUUUUAUGCGUGUCAAUUGGAGUCGGGCAGGACAGCACGUCACCACCCAUUUGCGCAUGUUACCAAAUGCUAUCAUGCGGUUUAACACGCGCACGUUACUGUGGUUCGGCCACAAAUGCUAUACAUCUAACAUCUGUCGCACUGUCUUGCCCAUUUCGAUGGAGCAUGGGACAGACAUCGGCACAUGUACCUCACAUCUUCAUUUAACAUGGAAAUGAAAUGAAAGUGGUGGGUUAUU